Messenger RNA from Pelobates cultripes (western spadefoot toad), 20164 nucleotides. The record is from the annotation of a GenBank genome assembly. NCBI's taxonomy places the organism in Eukaryota, Metazoa, Chordata, Amphibia, Anura, Pelobatidae.
CGGAAGUGAGGUAGCGGAAGUGACAUAACGGAAGUGACGCGCAGUGUGCCGGAAGCAAAGCCUCCUGGUGGAAAAUGGCCGAAUACUUAGCUUCGAUUUUCGGGACCGAGAAGGAUAAGUAAGUAUCGGGGUUAUUACUCGGUAUUGGGGCUGGGGGACCCCGGGGGGCCGGUCUGCAGCUCCUACUGGCAAUAUCGGCCAAAACGGCCGGAAACUCCCCCAACUGCCGGCUCUGAACCCGGACACAUGGCGCUGGGACCCGGCCUGAGAGCGGGGAGCAACCGGGAGCCGGGUAACCAUGGAAACGGCCCCCCCAGAGUAACCAUGGAAACGCCCCCCCAAAGUAACCAUGGAAACGCCCCCCCAACCAUGGAACCCCCCAGAGUAACCAUGAAACCCUCCCAGAGUAACUGGGGCGGGAACCCUCCCAGCAACCACGGAACCCCCCAGAGCAACCACCAUGGGAACCCUCCAGAGCAACCAUGGAACCCCCACCUCCCCAGAGCACCAUGGAACCCUCCCCAGAGUAAAAUCAUGGAACCCCCAGAGUAACCAUGGAACCCUCCCCAGAGUAACCAUGGGAACCCCCAGAGCAACCAUGGAACCCUCCCCAGAGUAACCAUGGAACCCCCAGCAACCAUGGAACCCUCCCCAGCAACCAUGGAACCCUCCCAGAGGCAACCAAGGAACCCCCAGGCACCCCGCCAUGGAACCCCCAGAGUAAAAUUCACAUGGAACCCUCCCUCCCAGAGUCCAUGGAACCCUCCCUCCCAGAGUAAAUCUCAUGGAACCCUCCCCCCAGAGUAAAUCCACAUGGAACCCCCCCAGAGUAAAUCAUGGACCCCCCCAGAGGCAACCGCUGGAACCCUCCCAGAGUAAACGGGAACCCCCUCCCAGUAACCAUGGAACCCCCCCCUCCCAGAGUAACCAUGGAACCCUCCCAGAGGCAACCAUGAACCCCCAGGCAACCAUGUGGAACCCUCCCAGAGUAAAUCUCAUGGAACCCUCCCAGAGUAACCAUGGAAACCCUCCCCAGAGUAACCAUGGAACCCUCCCCAGCAACCAUGGAACCUCCCAGAGGCAACCAUGGAACCCCCUCCCAGAGUAACCAUGGAAACCUCCCCAGAGCAACCGGAACCCCAGAGCAACUGAUAUGGAACCCUCCCCAGAGUAAAUUCCAUGGAAACCCCCCAGAGCAACCAUGGAACCCUCCCAGAGGCAACCAUGGAACCCCCAGAGUAAACUAAACCCUGAGAGAGAGCAACGCGGAACCCCCAGAGGCAACCCCAUGCAACCCCCCAGAGUAACCAUGGAACCCUCCCCAGAGCAACCAUGGAACCCCCAGAGUAACCAUGGAACCGCUCAUUAUAUACACACACUACACAAACGCUCUGCGUUCAUUAUAUAUACACAUACUAUACGCACACUGCAUUCACUAUAUGCUCACUACUCAAACACUCACUGCAUUCAUUAUACACACAACACAAAUACACACUGCAUCCACUACAAACACGCAUAGCUCCCCUGUCUAAACACACUGCAUCCGCUACAUGUGGCAUGUAUAUUUUGUGCAUUUACCUUUAGAAAUAGUUUAUUUUUUUAAAAUAGUAAAUGUGCAGAAUAUCAGUAAGAUAUCGGCUAUCUGCCUGAAAGUUCGCAGAUUAUCGGUAUCUGCUCUAAAAAAUAAAUAUCAGUCGAUCCCUAAUUUUUACACUGUGCAAUAAAGGAAAUGUUAACAUAAUUUUUUUUAUUUUUUUUUAAAUGGCAUUCUCUGUUAGUAUAAACAAGUUUGCUGGCUGAGAAGUAUUAUUGUGAAAUAACCUUAUUUACAGGAAGUGUGUAGAGCGGCUGUGUUGCUGACAGCCAUUGAGCAUGUGGCUAGAGCUGCAUAAACAAAAGGAUUUAACUCUUUGAUGACAGAGAACUGAGUAGUAAGACUGUAGGAGCAAGGUUUGUAUAUCCAAAACUGCUUCAUUAAGCUGUUCUGGUGGUUAAUGUCCCUUUAACUCUCUAAAUUAGACUAUAGACAUUAAAAUGACUUGAUUGAAUUGGUGUUGAAAUUGUGUUUUCCAGACCUCCCACUGACUAUUAUUUAUUUAUAUUAUAGGGUUAACUGUUCCUUCUAUUUCAAAAUUGGAGCUUGUCGCCAUGGAGAUCGUUGUUCCCGGCUUCACAAUAAACCCACUUUCAGUCAGGUAAGUCUGCAACUUGAGCAAAAGCUGAUGUAGCAACACUUUAUGAUUGGAAAGUAUGCUAUAAGAUAUGUAGUGCUUUGGCUUAUCCUUCACGCAGUGAUGCAAAAGGCAAGGGUUUCAUUCUCAGGAUCCCUUGUGCUUGAGAGAUAAUGUAUGUAUUCGCUAUACAUUAAUGGUAAUGUAAAGUAAAGUCAAAAGGCUGCAGCGCAGCAGCCUGGCGUUGUCCCCCGCCACCCGGUUUAACCAGACCAACGGGUUGAUAUCCGUGAGCAAAGAGAAGGGCUGUCCAUAUAAAUAGGGUUGCCACUUUUUCAUGGCCCACACCAAGGCCAGGCAUUACUUCUCUGGGUAACAGCUUGUGACUGAUGUAAGCCACGGGAUGUUCUCCGCCAUCAGGCCUGACUUGGCUCAGUACUGCUGCUAAUCUAAACAUAGAAGUAUGGACAAGAAAACUUGAUUGGGGGUGGUCAAGACAGGGGCAUUUACAAGUGCUAUUUUCAAAUGUUGGAAUCCCUGUUCAAACGCGGGGUCCCAGACUACUUGACGGGGAAGGGAAGGUUAUUACGGCUAAGGGCUUUGGGCAGGGCACUAUAAUUGGGCACAAACUUCCUAUAGUACCCUGCUGUCCCCAGGAAAGCUAGCACCUGAGUCUUCGUCCUGGUUGGCCACUGGGCAACUGCCUCAGUCUUAACGGGCUCAGGCUUCCGUUGCCCGUAUCUCGGACAUGCCUAUAUGACAUUUGCCGGGCUUAAAGGGAAACUCCAGUGCCAGGAAAACAAUCAGUUUCCCUCUCCCUCCCACCCCCCAAUCCCCGGUUGCUGAAGGGGUGAAAACCCCUUCAGUAACUUACCUGAGGCAGCGACGAUGUUCCACGUCGCUGCUUCUCCCUUCGCGCCGCUCCUCCUUCUGACUGCGUUGGCCGGUGGGCAAGACUGAUCCCGCACACUGGCUGGGGAGACCGAAUGCGCGGCAAUGCUGCACAUGUGCAUUAGCGCUCCCCAUAGGAAAGCAUUGAAAAUGCAUUUCGAUGCUUUCCUAUGGGGAAAUGAGCGACGCUGGAGGUCCUCACACAGCAGAAGUGUCGUUAACCCUGCAAGGUAAUUAUUGCAGUUUAUAAAAAAAAAAACUGCAAUAAUUACACUUGCAGGGUUAAGAGUAGUGGGAGUUGGCACCCAGACCACUCCAAUGGGCAGAUGUGGUCUGGGUGCCUGGAGUGUCCCUUUAAGAGUUAAGCCCUCUUCCCUGAUCUUGGACCGCUCCUAUAUGGGCCAAGUGCUCCUGCUAGGCAUCGCUAAAGAUGGCGAUAUCAUAUGUACAGGCCUAGUCAUGGAACCCAUCCAGGAGCCGGUGCACCAUCCUCUGGAAGGUAGCCGGAGCGUUUUUCAUCCCAAACAGCAUGACCUUAAAUUGGUACAGGCCGAAUGGGGUGACAAAGGCUGGCUUCGGGGGCUAGGGGGUUCUGCCAAUACCCCUUACAAGGAUCAAUGGUAGUGAGGUAUUGGCCCCUAGCCAUCCGGUCUAAGAGCUCAUCUAUCAUAGGCAUCUGAUAUAGUCUUGUCAUUUAACCCAGGUAAUCCACGCUGAAACGGGUCGUACCAUCCCGUUUCGGUACGAGGACUACUGGGGAGGCCCAGGGGCUGUCAGUGCUCAAUAACCCCCAGUUGGAGCAUCUCUUGGAUCUCCUUUCACAUACUUUCCCGUACUGAUUCUGCGAUUCGGUGUGGUGGUUGACGCAACAUUAGUUGACCUGGUGUCUCUACCCUGUGAGGAGCUAAAGGAGUGUACCCAGGUACGUUGGAGAAGGUGGCUUUCUUCUCCUCGAAUUGCUGCUGUAUCUCGAUCCACUCCUGUGGUUUCAAGUGGUCUCCCAAUUUGACCUCCUCUAUCUCACUUGAUUGACUCGUCCCCUAGGAGGUCGGGCAGGGGAAGGUUGUCGAAGUCGGCAGGGGCACAGAACGCUGCCUCCUCCUCUGCUCGCACAUGGUAGGGCUUCAGCAUGUUCACGUGGAGCAUGCGUCGCCCUUCUGCUCCAGAGCAAGAGCCGAUCACAUAAGUGGUGUCGCACAUUUGCUUCACCACUUUGUUUGGACCCUGCCAGGCAGCCUGUAGCUUGUCAUGCUGGACAAGUUUUAAAAUUUAAGACUUUCUGCCCUACCUGAAAGCUAUGGUCCCUGGCUCCUUGAUCGUACAAAGUGCGCUGGCGACUCUGCGCCGCCUGGAGGUACUCUCGAACGGACCGAGUCAACUCCUCCAGACGGUCAGGGAAAUCCGGAACUAAUGGAACAGUGGGUGUCCCAUCAUGGCUUAUCUCCUCCAAGUGCUCCCGGAUAAGAUUUAAGGGCCCCAUUACCUGCCUCCCAAAGAGUAACUCAAACGGGGAGAACUCAGUGGACUCCUACGGCACCUCCCGGUAAGCAAACAGGAGGUGCGGCAUGAAUCUCUGUCUCAGCGAGGUGUCUGCGAACGCCCAGAACAUUUGUUUUAAUGUCCCAUUAAACCGUUCAUAGACAUCGUUGGUCUGGGGGUGGUAAGGGGAGCACACAAUCUGCGUAAUUCCGCAGAGCCUCUAGAGAUGGUGUGUGACCUCUGUGGUGAACUGGGUGCCCCGAUCCGACACUAUCUCCCGGGCAAAUCCAAUGCAUGAGAAAAUUCGCAUCAGGGCCUCCGCUACCAUUUCCACAUGGAUAUUGGUCAGCGCCACUGUGUAGUCCACCACCGUCAAGAUGUAUUUCUUGCUGAAGAGGCAAGGCUUAGCUAAGGGUCCCACCAGGUCUACCGCUAUUCGGCUAAAUGGUUCCACAAUUACUGGGAGAGGAUGGAGCUUUACCUUGUGGCGGUCUCCCCUCUUACCUACUCUCUGGCAAGUAUCGCAUGUCUGGCAAUACCGCCUAAUAUCCUGGCUAAUUACGGGCCAAAAUAAAUUUUGGGUAAGCAGAUAUCUGGUCUGACUGACCCCUAAAUGCCCGGAUAGUGGGAUGUUGUGCGCUAUCCUGCCGUUACCUCUGGGUUACCACUAACUGCCUAGUGGGGAUCGGUUCCGACCCGGCAACUACCAUCUCAGACUCCCUGUACAGCAGUCCCUUAUCCCACACAUACCUCUCUCCCUCUAACCCCACCUGACUAGAGGUGACCCAAUACCUGUAACAUGGGGUUUGUGGUCACCUCUUUCCCAAACUCAGUAGGAUCAUCCCAGGGCAAACACUCUAGGGGUGGGGAUGGGUCUCUUACCUGAGCCUCCGGGUGUGAGCUCUGGUCUCGGGUGCGGGCCUGUUGACUGGUGACUACCAGGUACAAUUCCUCCGGUGAUGCCUGGUGCUCAAAAGCUGACGUGAGCCUCUCCUGGUCAUUCCCCAACAGUACUUCAGCCGGCAGCCUUGGCAUCAACCCCACCUCCACCACUCCAGGCCCCGCUCCCCAAUUCAAAUAUACCCGUGCAGUAGGCAGCCGGUAUAAUGCUACCCGUACUACCACCGUAUUCUUGGUCUCUGCAGCGCCAGGCACCAAGUGCCUUUUUACCAGGGUAAGAGUGGCUCCCGUGUCACUGAGCCCUUGGACCUCCUUCCCUUGCAGGAUUACGGUCUGCCGAAGAUGUUGCCGGUUAUCUGCGUCGGCCUGUAGUGGAUCCGCUUCGUGUAGGAUUUCCCAGUGCUCUAUGUAUGGUGCAGGGUCGGCAUACUGGGUGGGAGGCUCUGCCUGGAAGUAGUGCGCUGCUGCUCUGCAGAUGGUAGUAGUGCGCUGGUAGUAGUGCGCUGCUGCUCUGCUCUGCAGAUGUGGCACUGGAGGUGGCUUUGAUGGAAUUGGGGCAUUGCAUUGCCUUGGUGGCACUACUGGACCAGGUGGUGCUGCUGCAGAUCUGAAGAAGGGUUUGGGUUGGAUUGGUCUCUGCUGUCGCUGGGCAUCCAAAUAUUUGUCAGCUCGCUUUGCGGCUUCUAUGAUUGUAGUGGGGUUAUGGUCUCUCACCCACUCCUAUAUGUCUGGAGCUAACCCAUUAAAAAAUUGCUCAAGUAGCAUAAACUGUAACAAGUCCUCCAUGGUGCUUGCUUUGUGUGCUUUCACCCACCCCAAAGCGGCCCGGUGUAGCAUGGGAAUCUGUAUCAUCCUCUGGCAUGAUAGCAUACCUGGCGAGUAUUACUGCUUUUACCUGAACAUCGUGGACGGUGCGGUAAGCCUCUGCCGCCCUCCCUGACAGUGUACUUGCCAAUAGGGGAACCCAAUCAUCCGCAUUAAUUUUAUGUAGGGCACAUUGUCUCUCAAAAUCCUGGAGGAAGGCAUCAAAAACUUCCUUCACCUCUACAAAGUUUUUAAAAGCGCUGUACAGUAUUUUAGGCUUCCCCUCUGUCACUGCUUGGAUUCUUUCAGGGGUUUGUUGAUCUCUUUCCCUUAGUAUAAACUCCUGGACUUCCGACAUGGUUCGGGCAAUGAUGUCUGUGGAUGGGUUUUCGCCAUAAAAAGACAGCAAAAUUGUAAUUCUCUUUCGAAUGCCGUUGGUUUCCGUUCGUGAUCUGAACCGCCAUCUGUUCCAUAUUCCGUCAUAAUUUCGACAGUGAGGGUAGUUUCUUGCUGCUCGCUGAUAUCCCUCUUACUUCUAGGAGAUCCAUUUUGGCGUGGACCUUUCAGGACGGAGUAGUCAGUCUCCAUCCACGGUCCAUCUGGUGCGACUUAAUCCAUUGGUUCCUCUGUGAGUUCUGGAUCCCAACACUGCCAACCAAUGUCGCGAAGCCCUAGUCUUAGCAGGGACUUUCCUCCGCUGGGUACUUCAAAAUAUACUCCAGAACAAGUAAAACACUCCAAUGGAACAGGCACAGUAAAAUGCUUUUAUGCCAUCUCCCAUGCAAGGGGUCUCACAGGCAGAAAAUGCAAGGGUUGCAAUCUCAGGAUACCUUGUGCUUGAGAGAUAAUUGCUUGAGUCAACUCCUCCAAUUUAACUAUCUCUCAAGUACAAAAAAUCCUAAAAAUAUCCCAUACCCCAAAAGUCCCCCAACCAUACAUAGGAACCCCAUAACAAGUACAUUUCCCUAAUGGCCCCGAUCUGAAUGACCAACAUAUCCAAGAAUCACUCAGAUCGGUUCGGUAGAACAGGAACGGCAUCGUGUGGAAGAUUUGACCGUCCAGACACGAGGUGGUAGCCAAAAAUAGUUCCAGGAGAACAGGUGCGCUGGCCAGUCUCUGUUUGGGAGGUUCCUGUUCGAAAACUAUACAAGGGAAUUUCUUGCUUUCAUGAUACGAAUGCUACUUUUAUAUCUCCCGAAUGCCAUUCGUGUAUGUGGUCAGGAACGAGCAGCGGUAGACAGUUUACCGGUGUUCGCACGAGUACAAAAUUAGUUCUAGGCACUCGACGACCAAGUACCGCUGCCCUCGUUCAGCAGACAAGAUGGCCGCCAUUCUCCCAUCCACGUGUUUGGUUAUACGAAAUGGCCACCCAGGAGAAGCACUCAUUAAUGGUUUCCCUUGCGGUUUCGCACUUAAAUGGUCGGUGUUCUAGUUCUAAUGGGGUACAGGGGUGGUCCUCGUUCGGGAGAUGAAUGGAUUCCGUUCGUAUGAAGUCUCCCGAACUGCUAAAGAAGAAGCACACGAAAUAACCGGGGUUAAAUACACUAAAUAACAGGGGGUAGAUACGGACAGCCAAUAUAUGGGAUAAAAGUAGCUUGCAAAUGUCCAUUCCGCUACACUUGUCAACAUAAAACGCAAAAUGAAACACAUGAUUGUGCAGUUUAUUUUAUACAUGUGUAUUUGAUUUGGGCUUAUUUUUUUUUUUUUUUAAACUAAUAGAAAUAGCUUUUCUGUGAAGUUGCUUUAAAUGUGUAGUUAAUUCUUUGGUUCAUGCUGUAAUCAAUGCUCAUGCAGAAGGAGGCUUUCAGUGACAUCCGUGAACAUCUCAGCUAGUUAUUGGCCCCCUAAAAGAUCUUUAAACUAUCCACUGUCAAUCUGAUUUCAUUUUUUUACUUUAUACUUCCAGACAAUUGUGCUGCUGAAUCUAUACCGCAACCCUCAGAACACAGCACAGAGUGCAGAUGGAUCUCACUGUGAGUAUUUAAGUGGCAGAUGUGCUUAAUGUUCUUUCCUAAUAACUUUUACAAGCUGAAAUCUUCUUUGGGGCUCAACAGGCAGCGCAUUUAUUUCACACAUUUUUAAACGUUUGUCUCACUCAGAGAACUGUCAAUGACACUAUAGUCACCUAAACACCUUUAGCUUAAUGAAGCAGUUAUAGUGUUAAGAUCAUGCCCCUGCAGUCUCACUGCUCAAUUCACUCCCAUUUAGGAGUUAAAUAACUUUUGUUUCUGUUUAUGCAGUUCUAGCCACACCUCCCCUGGCAGUGACUGACACAGCCUGCAUUAAAACACUGGUUUCACUUUCAAUCAGAUGUAAUUUAUCUUAAACAAUUUUACCCCUAUCUCUGUAAAUUGAGCUUUAGUCACAUACAGGAAACUCUUGCAGGGUCUAGCAAACUAAUUUUGAUUUUCUUAUCCCCUGCUAUGUUAAUAAACAGAACUUGCAAUAAAGGAAGAAUAAUCAUUAGAUGACUCUUUGCAGGAAGUGUUUAGGAAGGCUGUGCAAGUCACAUGCAGGGAGGUGUGACUAGGAUUCAUAAACAAAGGGAUUUAACUCCUAAAUGGCAGAGAAUUGAGCAGUGAGGCUGCAGGGGCAUGUUCUAUACAACAAAACUGAUUCAUUAAACUAAAGUUGUUUUGGUGACUAUAGUGUCCCUUUAGCAAAAAAAAAAAAAAAAUCUUUUAAACAGACCUCAUGUUAGAAAAUUGAAAGUUUACCAUUUGGUAAAACUGUUUCAUAAACAAUAUUUUCCAGUCUGAGGAUUUCUUCCAGUUAGAUUUUCAUAUAUAAAUGAAUCUAAAAUGUUGACUCUUUUACAUGGCUUGUAACACCUUCAAUACUUGAGUAUGAAUGUUUGUUUAUUUUGCAGAAUAAAAUCUAGUCCAUAAAGUCUCACUUACCCUCAUGUUUACUCUUGGUUAGCUUAAUAUCCUGCAGAUGAACUAAUUUAUCUGCCUGAAGUCACUAGUUACUGAUAUGAGUGUAAAGUUACUGAAAAUGUCAGCCCCACCCCCUGCUUUCAGACAGUACAGGAAGUUUCACUGGGUGUUAGUAUUUUUACAAGAGGGCAGUAGAUUGAAUCUACCAUCUCACUGUCAGCAUUACUUUAGCAAUCCAGAUACUAAUAAAAUUGGCAUUACAUAUUUAAAUACCUUUAUUUUUGAAAUAUGAUUAAAUGUAUUCACUGUAUGUGGGCAUUGUGCUCAAUGCAGACAUUUGUUUUUACAUUGUUGCAAAAUUUAGUAAACUGCACUAUUAGUAAGGCCUUCAGAGUCCUUACAAAUGUCUAUAAGCAAGGGUUUUGAUCAUUUUCAUUUAUAUAUUUUUGUCACUCCUACUGUAUGUGAGAAAAAUAGGCUUUUUGCUUUUAUAUUAACAUUUCAGAUGCUGUGUGAAAUAUUGCAGAAUAAAUGGACACUAAAUACUGUAACAUCAUUUCAUUCCCAAAUAUUGUUAUAGUAGCUAACCAAAAGUAAAAAAUUCAAUUUCUGUAAAUGUACCUUUUUUUUUUUCUUUUUUUUUUGUCUGCAAAGCAAUAUAUACACAAAAUUUACGGGCAGUUGAGACUAAUCUUUACCUUUCCGUUUGUUACCUGGUUUGAAGGUGGUAGUUAAUUUUAAGGCUUUCUGAAUUCUCUGUGUAUCUGGGCACUGUGUGAUCCUGUUCAUGCAUUUUGGCACCCUAUGUAGAUAUCUUUGGGCAGGUUAAGAAAAGUUCCUUGUCUUUACAUCCCUCCGUUACAGGCCAUGUGAGCGACGUUGAAGUGCAGGAGCAUUAUGAUGACUUCUUUGAGGUAAGUAGUCGCAUGUCUUUCGGUCCUACUUAGUGUUGUAUUGCUUCACCACUUACUAUAUCAAACUCAUUCCUGCAGGAAGUUUUCACAGAAAUGGAACAAAAGUAUGGUGAGGUUGAAGAGAUGAAUAUCUGCGACAAUCUUGGCGAUCACCUUGUGGGGAAUGUGUAUGUUAAGGUAAGCUGAUAACUUUUACAGUGUUUGUUAUGGUGAGGAUGGCAGGGUAUCUACGACCACUGUGCAUAUACGUUGCCGUCAUGAUACAUUUGGGAAUUUUACAGUAGAAUUGGUGUUUGAUGAAAAUUCAAACAAAAAAAGUUUUAUUUAUUUUAAUAGUUUUUUUUUUUUUUUUUUUUUUAAUCGAAUUUUCCAUUUUCCCUACAGUGACUGCUCCUCCUUAAUGGAGAAUUGUCACUUCUCUAGAAAUUACUCCAUUGAAUAAAAACAUUGAUAGAGCCUCAUUAACCUUUUUUGUGAAAUAUAUAUAAUUAUUGCUCUGUCCAAGCACAGACAUGGCACACACAAUAAGAAAGAAGAAAAAUAGAAAUUUCUCCUGAUUGAUUUUAUGCUCUCUCUACCAACAGAGGUUUGGGUUUCUACAUUUAAAGGGGCACUCCACUGUCCAAAUAAAUUACUUUUUAGUAGAUGUAACCCCAAUUAAAACAUACACCAUGUUACAAAGUUCAUUUAUGAAAGUGCCAAUUUCCGUUGCAAAAUAAAUUAUAGGGCACACUUUUCACAUACAGAAUUUAAGAAAGCUAAACUGCUUUAGCAGUCUGGAAUGCUCCUUUAAAGGACCACUCUAGGCACCCAGACCACUUCAGCUUAAUGAAGUGGUCUGGGUGCCUGGUCCUUCUAGGGUUAACCCAUUUUUUCAUAAACAUAGCAGUUUCAGAGAAACUGCUAUGUUUAUGAAUUGGUUAAGCCUUCCCCUAUUUCCUCUAGCGGCUGUCUCACUGACAGCCGCUAGAGGCGCUUGCGUGCUUCUCACUGUUAUUUUCACAGUGAGAGCACGCCAGCGUCCAUAGGAAAGCAUUAUGAAUGCUUUCCUAUGUGGCCAGCUGAAUGCGCACGCAGCUCUUGCCGCGCACAUUCAGCCGACGGGGAGGAGAAGAGGAAGAUCGUCUGGGACAAAAUGGCGCAAACAUAUUAUGCACUGAGGUUAUUGCUUAAAGAAACAGUUAUGAAAAGCAAUAUGUAAAAACUUGUAAUAUUUGCAUUUGCCCAUAACAAGGAGAGCUCCCCGCCCAGCGCUGGAAAAAGGAAAGUUUUUACCCCUUUCCCCCUUCCAGAGCCUGGCGGGAGGGGGACCCUGAGGGUGGGGGCACCCUCAGGGCACUAUAGUGGUCCUUUAAUUUUAGAUUUCCGAUAAGGAAACCUUUUGUUAAAUAUUGGGAAGUGGCCUUUACACUUAAAGGGGUUUAUUUACUAAACAUGUUGUAGUUGACUAAAAACCAAAUUGGCAUUUAGGUUAAAAUAGCCAAACUACAACCAUACAUAAUUAGCACUGUGUGGAUAAUUUCCCAAAUCAUUUUACAAAGCCGAAUGGUCAGUGGGAGAAAUUCUGUCAUUUCAAGUGUGAAAAUGUUUCCUUGGUAUUACAUACUGUGCCGUGUAAAUAAAUAGAAUAUCCAGUGAAUUUCAGACUUUCAGCCAGACUGUCUGAAUUGGAAGAAUUCUUUAAUUCAGCUAUGCUUCCAGUUUGCUAUAUUUUGGUCAAAAAUUUUAAAUUAAUUUUGAAGAAAGCUCCUAUUGUCAUGCUCAAGAUUACUAAACGUUUGUUUUAUAUCGGAAUCGGUUUGAGUCUGUCCUACAUUUGUUUAUGGGAUACCUAGGUAAGUAUAGAGAGAGUGCAGGCAAAACUUUUCAAAUUUGGUACUUUUUUUAAAUUUAUUUAUUUAUUUUUUUGUGUUAUGGGGUGAGUGCAAUUUUAAUUUCACCUCCGUUCCAGGUUGAAGAUCUCUGGUGGUGGAUAAAUAUCAGUCGUCUUUGGCAGCAUUCUGAUAUUGAUAUCCCACUGGUUACAGAGCUUGGGCUAGUAGAAAUGCUGUUUGCCUCAGAAAAAACAAGCAGUCUGCUGACAUUAACAGAAGUGGUAGCCUGAUCCAAUCACAGUGCUUCCCCAUAGGAUUGGCUGAGACUGACAAAGAGGCAGAUCAGGGGCAGAGCCAGCAUGAUUCAAACACAGCCCUGGCCAAUCAGCAUCUCCUCAUGGAGAUGAAUUGAAUCAAUGAAUCUCUAUGAGGAAAGUUCAGUGUCUGCAUGCAGAGGGAGGAGACACUGAAUGUUUGAUGCAUUUUAGGCAGCCAUGACCCAGGAAGGAUCUCUAACAGCCAUCUGAGGAGUGGCCAGUGAAGUUAUCACUAGGCUGUAAUGUAAACACUGCAUUUUCUCUGAAAAGACACUGUUUACAGCAAAAAGCCUGAAGGGAAUGAUUCUACUCACCAGAACAAAUUCAAUAAGCUGUAGUUGUUCUGGUGACUAUAGUGUCCCUUUAAAUUCGGAGUUCAAGAAUGUGCAAAAUUUGUGUGUCUACCUUGUGAUAUGUGCUAGGAUGAUUCAAAUCAGUGAGAUUGAGGUUUCUGUGGACAUCUGUACAAGCAGAAUUUGUUGUGCAUUAUGACACAAAGAUGGUCACCUUGGUUAAACCAAGAAAACAAACUGGGGGCUUUCCAAUACAAAUACAGAGAUAACCACUCACAAAAAUUACUAUUAAUGCUGGACCACUUGAGAUAACAAUCUUUAUGAAUUUGGAAUAAAUGUUUCUGUAGAAACGGGAAAUACUUUAGUACCACAGACUUUUUACAUUUCUUAUAACAAUGGGUUCCUUAAUUCUACUGAACAUUCAAAGGUAAAAAUCUCUGGGUCGUUUUUUUUUUUUUUUUUUUUUCUGCCCAAUUGCUGUCUGUGUUUUAGAUAUAAUUUCACUCUGUCAUAUGAGGGUUUGUGUUUCUGUAAGAUAAUGUUUGUCCCAUCUAAUUUAAUGGCAGGUUGUAUUCACUGCCAUUAAAAUCAGAGCUUCGCUCCUCAGCAAUAUUGCAUAUCAGUCUUCCCCUACGAUCAGCAUAUCUAUCUCCUCUAGUGUUUUCAUCUUCCUCCUCCUCUUCAGCGUUAUCUGUUACUGUGUGUCUAUGUGCUGUGCAAAAGUCACCGUUUUCCCAGAAGAAACUGAACUCUGAGCCCUCCAGCUCCCGCAUAUCAUCCAUUUCUUUAGCGCUGCAGCGUGGUAGUUGGACCUCGAAGGUCUUAUGGAAUCGUUUGUAAUCCACACGGAAAGCUCCUUUUUCAAGUGUCAUGCAGGGCUCAAAGCGGUGGCCCCAGAUGAUUUCUGUCUCCAGGUAGGAGCUUUUGGCUUGGCAAGUCAUUCCUAUUGAGGGAAAGUGUCUAGUUAAAUCUCUGAUUUGGCAAAAGCUAUAUAUACUCUUGGUGUAUGGCGUUCUGGACAUCUAUAAAGAAUGUCUACAAUAUAAAAGGGUUACUCCAAUCAUCAUAACCACUACAGCCUACUCGUAGGAGUACCCUGUUUCCUGGUAAUUGGACAACCUGGCUUCUGCAACACUGGAUGCUGAUUCUACCAGCCAUUCAUUGGCGGAGUGUCCGCUAACUGCUCUUAGCCAAUGGUUGCAAUUCUCUGCAAAAAAAAUAUGCACAGAACUGACAUUAGUUGGUCCUGAGCUUUUGUUACAGGCUGUCUGUUGACGCCCCAGUGACAAUGCUGGAGGGGAAGUUACACAUACAGACUCCAGGUACCAUGUCUACUUCAACUCACUGAAGUGGCCAUGGUGCUUGAAAUAACCCUUUAAAAUUUAGAACUUUGGCAGAGGAGAAAAAUCACUGAAUUACCUAAACCCUAUUAGAAGCAGUACUAUCUAGUUAUUGGUGUUAACAGUUGGCCUAAUAUCUUUUUGUAUCAAGCACAAACAGCCCAGGUCUUUCCAGAGUUACUUGCCUGUUGCUUCAACAAUGCCCUCCAAGAUGACAAUAAUCUCAAACUGCUCUCGGAUUAGCUGCUCCGGACCCAUUUCCCAGAAGGGACUGUUCUCGUCAAUCACGUGGCAGAUCACUUGUGGCUCUACCAAGAACAAACGAUCUUCCCCAGUUUCAUAGCCAAGAUUUAUCUCAGAUUGUUCAAGUGGGAGGAAUUCUCCUUCAUAUGUUUGUCUUGACUUGAUGAGCUUGGCCCUGAUUUUAGCAUCCACCAUAUGGCUGUCUCGCAAAUCACCUAUACGAAACAUUAGACAAAGCCUCUCGUCUCGAGGGCACACUACACAGUUCUGGCUAAAAAUUAAUGUCUGUGCCCGUUUCUUGGGUCUAGAAAUCUUCACAAACAUGCAUCCCACCAUAAGGGCAUCAAUCAUGGAACCUACGAUGGACUGGGUCAUUAUGAGGUAGACCCCUUCUUGACAGUUGGCAGUCACCAUGCGGGAACCGUAGCCAAUGGUACGUUGGGUCUCCACAGAGAAGAGAAGAGCUGAAAUGAAACUGUCCACAUUCUGGAAGCAAGGAUACCAGUCAUCAUUUCCCACAUUGUCCAGGUCUGUGCGCCAAAAAGCAUCCAAAUAGUAGAUGGCAGCAAACAGAAGCCAUGUAAGAAUGUAGCACAUCAUGAAGACGAAGAGAAACCAGCGAUACUUAAGGUCAACAAUAGUGGUGAAAAUGUCUGAAAGGAACCGUCCCUUCUCCUCAAUGCGGCCCAGGUUUACCUGGCACUUCCCAUCCUUGGUGACAUACCUUUGACGCUCUCGCUGUGUGGAAGCCUUUCCUUGAUGGUGCUCUGCCUCCAUGAGUUUGCAACGUUGCUUAAUUUGCCGUUCAGGUCCUGUAGCUGGAGCAGAAAAGAUUCCACGAGGUGGCAUGUUGAGGUAUCGAGGUCCAUGAGUGAUGUCUGGUACGCUUACGGCAUGUCGGGGAUACCAGCGACCAUUCCCAACUCCCCCAUCUCUCAAAGAACAGCGUCUAUACUUGGGGAGGUCAGAUGAGAUACACACACUUGGCCGUGCACGAUUUGGAAUAGGGUAACUAAUGUCAUUAGUGCUCAUGUUACGCUUAUAAGUGCUUGGGGGCAUUAUGUCUGGGAGUGGAAGUGGAGGAUGAGUGGGCGGUGGCAGAGGACGUACAGCCUGGUUGGGCUCUGCUGUACAUGUUGGUACGAUCACACAUUCUGGCUGAAGGACAGAAGGAACAAUGUUACAAUUUUAUCAAAGCACAUUGAAAAGGUUUCUGUGGCUCAGGUUUAGAUUUCUAACUCCUUACCUUCUGUGGAAAGCUGUGGUAGCGGCUUGUGUCGGUGGGUGGCCGUGGUAAAUAAGCAAGGACCUGCCUGGGUUUGCUGGCUUGGCUGAUGAUAGCACAGCGUCCAUUUAGUUCGAAGUUACUCCCCUUGUCUGUUGCAGGUCCCUCUCCGUGCAGGGUCACUCCUGGCAUGCUGAUGCUGACUGCUGACUCUACAAGCGGGGGAGUGUGAACACCACGCCGGUAUUCUGUGCGUGUCAUUAAGGUCCUGUAAAAGAUUUAUCAAUGUGGUACCUUCCGGGCUACAUAAAGGGAAAGAAUGACAAAUCCCUUAAAACACCAAUCCUUAAUGGCUAGAUGUAAUGUAGUGGCAGUACAGUACAUGUCUUGUGCUUAUGGUGUAAAACCCUUUAAAAGCCCUAUACUGUAACGAUAAUUAGCAGUUACUUUAGUGUUUGUGUAUGCUUCACUGUCCCACAGAGUCCCUCUGGGCAGCCAGAAGCUAUGGUUCAGCUAGCACCCUGAGUGCACCCUAUAUCCCAUUCUCCCAUUCACACAACUGCUGUCACUAAUCGGUCAGUGGCCAGGGAGCUGUGCUCCCCUGUAUAGCUCACUACAGCAGCCACAUGCCACCAGACUCAAAGGAUGAGACUUCCCACAGCAAGCAAACCACUUGGUAAUACGUAGAAAUAAGCAGGGAAUGAAAAGGUGCAUGCUGUCAAUUGGUGAUUGGGUAUGAAGCUGGUAAUUAACAUGGGAAGACCCACGCUGAUAUGCCCCGAAUUCAUACUACACCCACGCUGAUACGCCCCGAAUUCAUACUACACCCACACAUAGAAGCUCAUUUGAGCAGGGCCUUCUUUACCUCUGGUUAGAAUUGGUAUGUAAAUUACCUGUAAAUGUAAAUAUCCCCAUUUCUGAUUGUAUAGCAGUUGAAUGUGACUGUUCCGACACUAUAUAAAUGAUGUUGCUAAUAAUAUAUAGUGAAGUCAUGUUUUUGUGAAAUAAACUAAUACUGUCAUGAUUUACAUGAGUUAAUCUUUACAGGGAUUAAUAAUAAAUGCUUGCUCCUAUUUUCAGAAUAUUUGUUUUCAUCCCACUCACUCUUUGCUUGUAUGCUUAACCAAUAUAUAGUAAAACCUCAUUACACUAUUGUCCUGUCACACUUGUUGUUUUUUCUAUAUUUUCCCUUUUGUGUUACCUGCAUAGAGCUUUUAGAAGUUUACAUGUUCUGCUACUCGUUGCAUGACCGUUUGGUCACAGUUAUUUAACGUGUGUGUCUGUUCUCCAGACCUGUGAUACACUGAUUUUGUAUGUCUGUGGGCUUGGGUUAAAUUUUGGGUUCCACAUACCUGUUUCUGUGCUUCGUGGAUCCUCUGUCUAGUUGUGUCCCAGAUCUCUGUGUCAAAUCCUAAUUACGUUAAAUCAGAUUAAGUGCAGCUAUAUUAAGCUGUUGUCAGGAUGCCUGUGACGUGACUUUGUCCUCAGCCACUCCAGGUAUCUCCUCACUUUCAGCUUUUCUGUCCAAUCCUCUGAUCACCUCCUCCCGGCUGGUUUGUUUACAUUGCGGCUUCCAAAUCCCGUUAUCCCAGUGUUUGCUGUGUGGUGGUGUUCUUAGAAUUUAGGUUAUUUCUAUGUUUCCCUGCAGUUCCGGAGAGAGGAGGAUGCAGAACGUGCCCUUGUGGAGCUAAACAAUCGCUGGUUCAAUGGACAGGCCAUUCACGCAGAGCUGUCACCAGUCACAGAUUUCAGGGAGUCAUGCUGUCGGCAGUAUGAAAUGGGGUGAGUCCUUUAAUCUCCAGCCUUCCCUCCUCCCCCCCUCCCCCACAUUUCACUGACCAUGUACUCUGCCUAUUAUCCUAUGCUACAUUUUUUUUUACUUGUUUAAGUCUUGUGUUUAUACAUCUGUCAUGUGGCCGCAUGGUCUGUAUGUACUCCUGCAUUGUGUCUUGUGUUCAAUAUUUAUCCAAAUCACACCUUUCUGGGAACUGUUUGUUUGUCUUUCAGGGAGUGCACCCGAGGCGGGUUCUGUAACUUCAUGCAUUUGAAGCCCAUUUCCAGCGCACUCCGGCGACAGUUAUAUGGACGUGGGCGCAAUCGAGCGUAAGUUUGUGGUGUUAUAUCUGUCAGUUCUCAGAAACUCUUACUUUUUAAGUGACCCAAUCUAUAUUUUUGGCCACAUAAGAGGCUGGUGCAUCACUGCUGGGACUCAAGGACCCAAGUGCUGUCCUAUAGGGAGAACUGUUAUCUCUGUAAGACCUGAUAUCCUAAUUGCUUUUGGCUGUUUUUACCAACUUGUUUCAGCUGUUUAGACUAUUCCAAUCUUGCCUCACAAUAAUGCUGUAAUUCUGUCUAUAAAUACGCUUUAUACACUGGUCCAGAAUGAGACCGGCUGGAUGUCCAUCUGUUCAUUGUUCAGUAGUUUCUAUUCAGUGUCCUAUUAAAAAAAAUUUAUUUCGUAGAACUGGACCAAAGGCUCCAUCCCCCAAGCGGUUCUCGGAUAGACAACGGCCCAAUGAUCGAGACAGGCGUCGACGUUCAAGAUCCCCUCGACACCGAUAUGGACGUUUCUGAAACUCGUUAACACCAUUGUGACAGAGAAAUUUGGAAUUACCCAACCCAACCACGCCUAUGACUAUAAACCGUUUCACUGCUGGAGGGUUUUACGCAUUUUGGUUUUGAAGCCAUUUUAGUUCCCUCUGGUACUGAAGCAGUUAAAACUGUAGGGACCAUCCUCUGGCUGUGUCAGUUUAUCCCUCUUCUUACCAACUCUCAAAGGCAACCUUUUUAAAAAAAAAAAAAAAAAAAAAAAUUUAGUUUAAGGGAGAAUUGGAUUCAACUGACAGAAGGGCCCAGACGUCAGAGCAAUGCUGCCACAACGGUCCAAUCGUCCGUUUCUCUGUAUAAUCUACUUUAAAAAAAAUAAAAUAAACCCACGCUCCUGUUACUUGAGGAGAGGGGUGUUUUACCUGGACCUCUAGGUGCUGUACUACAAUUCCUAUAAUUCUCUGCCAGCCGUCAUCAGUUGGAGGUCCAGCUUAGACAUCCUUCUUCUUUGUGACUUUCCUGAAGAAUAAUGCGUCCGGCCCCCGUUCCUCUUACUGUUGGCAGUUGCCGUUUUGUGACCGUCACGUUUUUGCUAAAAUGAAGGCUACAGUAAUCUGCCAUCUCGAUUUUCCAGCCAGCCUCAUGAGGUACGAUAAACCUAAUACUUUGCAAUGAAACUGGCUGGGACAUCUUGAAAUGCUAAGUUUGGAUUCCAACUCCUAUCGGCGGUGACUAAUAUUUCUGAUUGUGAUGGAGAUGUGCUAAUUCAGCAGCUGGAAGGCUGCAAGUUGUCUGCCCCUGUUGUAAAGAUAUCUUCCCUAUUUUUAUAUCAUUUUGUGAACAAAACUGAACCAUCAAUUCUAAUUGUGUAGCUGCAGCUGUUACAUAUAUACAAAGAGGGGAAUCUGUGUAGCCCUCCAACAUUCUGUAUAAGUUGCCUUAAAGUCCUAUUAAUGUAUAAAGCAUUUUCAUACUCUUUGUGGAUGAUACAAUGUAUUUUUUUUUUUUUUUUUUCCUGUAAUUAAUGUAAGAGUGGUUUGGCAUGUGGCAUUAUAUGGCCCAGGACCAAUCUAUCUGUGGGCUGUAGCCUAGUACUGUCCUAGGAAGGAGGGCGCUAUGGGAAUGUAUUUUUAAAUCGUUCUGGUUGUUUCCAUCAACAUCAUAGAAUUUCUUCACAAGCUCCAGGGUCGAGUCACCAUACCCCCGCAACAGCACAAACCGUUUGGCCAAAAUUGCCUUUAACAGUCCUUAAAAAUAUUCUAGAAAUUCUUUAUUGUGUGUGUCUAUUUGCUAACAAGUGGUGUGUUUUUUUUGUUGUUUUUUUUUAUCAACUUGAAAAUCUAGACCAAAAUAGCCAAAGAGAAUUUUCCCAGCUCCUGUUUUGUUAGCUGCUGAUUGGCAAAUAAAGUGAUCCGCUAAGCUGGGUCGGUUCGCCUUUCAAGUGGCGGCAUGUUAUGGAAGCCCACAUCCUCCUGACAGUUACUGCAGAGAGCUACAGAGCUAACAUUCCUUUUACUGACAAUCCACGCUGACUGACGGUUUCUGAUUGGCUGUUCUGUAGGGUAGAGAGCAGUUAGUAACACAGUCACUGCUAUUAACUAAACAAUGAAUUUUUACAAAAUGAACCCUCCAAGCAUCAUAACAAUUACAGAACCGCUUUGCAAGAGGUCAGACCAUCCUUUAACCCCUUAAGGACCAAACUUCUGGAAUAAAAGGAAAUCAUGACAUGUCACACAUCAUGUGUCCUUAAGUGGUUAUAGGGUUGAAGCGUUACGCAUCAGGGCACUCCUUGCACUAUAACCACUACAGCACAUAGUGUUCCUUUAAAUCUGAAUGGCACAACUAGGCAGUCUGUGGCUGAUUGGGAUGAUAUUUUCCCAGACCAGCUAUUUUUCUCUGUUUCCUUUCAGGUUUAAUUUGCCAAAUUUGGAGAUGAAUAAUCUUGAAUGUGCCGACGUCCCUAGAACUCUGUAGCUUGAGUAAUCUGGCUUUCUGGAGUAAAACCCUUUUUGAUACUUAUUAAUGACACAUUGACAAUGGAUCUUUUACCUCAGUCAUUCCAUCAUCACUGCUGCCACCUGCUGGUAGCAAAAUUAUUCAGGCCAUCACCAUUCAUAUAUUGUAUGGCUGCAUGUGUCAUGGUGCAGUUUAGUUUGUGUAAAAAAUUAAAGGAAAUAUUCUGCAGCGUGGUGUCAGGUUUUUAAUGUCUCAACUUAUUUUUACGCCAUGUUACUCCAUUCAGAUUAAAGUUACUCACCCACUCACAGUAACAAUACCCCUUAGCAUCAAAACUAGAUCCCAGUUUAGCAGGGUGCAGAUUAUGGUGACUUGGUUUGCCACUUUCAAU